Aspergillus lentulus is the source of this 1296-nucleotide messenger RNA. Its product is annotated as peroxidase family protein. Lineage: Eukaryota; Fungi; Ascomycota; Eurotiomycetes; Eurotiales; Aspergillaceae. The record is from RefSeq and is a predicted model, not a curated record. Gene Ontology annotation, molecular function: peroxidase activity.
AUGAAAGCGAUUGUUUCCUUGGCCAUUCUGGGGCUGGGUUCCCUGGUCUCAGGCUUUCCUGAUCGUAUGGGUGGAUCUGCUCAUACGAACUGCCCAUACGCCGCGCUGAAGGGGCGAGAAGAUCCAGAGCUGGGAAGGCGAUUCCUGUUUGACUCGAUGUCCAAGCCCAUUGAUGUGACCGGCGCACACGCGUUCCAGCCCCCGAAGGAAGGGGACCAACGGGGUCCUUGUCCUGCGUUGAAUGCACUGGCGAAUCACGGUUAUAUCCCUCGCAGCGGUGUUGUGUCGUUCGCGGAGGUUAUCGCCGCCAUCAACAAGGUGUAUGGAAUGGGAGUGGACCUGGCCACCAUCCUGGCUCUCAUGGGACUCGUGUGGACGGGCAAUCCGCUUGCUCUUGUCCCCAGUUUCUCCAUCGGAGGGCGCGAUCCCGGUGUCAACAAUCUGCUGAACAAUCUGGGGGGUCUCCUAGGUGAGCCCCAGGGCCUUAUUGGUUCGCACAACUUUAUUGAAGCCGAUUCCUCCAACACGCGGGACGAUCUGUAUGUCACUGGGAACAACUACGCGCUGAACAUGGACAAGUUCAUGGAAUGGUACAACAUGUCGACGGACGGGACUUUUGGCAUGGAUCUGAUGGCUGAACGGGCCAAAAUUCGCUUUGAGCAGAGCAUUCAGACGAACCCGGAAUUCUAUUACGGGCCAGUGACGGGUCUGAUUGCUCGGAAUGCUGGUUAUAUCUUCCCUGGACGAGUGUUCCGCAAUCAUUCGCGCGAGAACCCCGAGGGUGUCUUGACCAAGGAGAUUGUUCGCAACUUUUACGGCAUCUAUGAAGAGGAAGGAAAUCUGACGUACCGCGAAGGAUGGGAAAGGAUCCCUGAGAAUUGGUACAAGACUCCGUUAGAUUAUGGCCUGGUGCAGCUCAAUAUUGACUUGGUGGACUGGGCAAUCAAAUAUCCAGAACUUGCAAGUAUCGGAGGGAAUACCGGCACGGUCAACAGCUUCACCGGGGUGAACUUCGGCGAUGUGACAGGAGGCGUCCUGAAUCUCACCACCCUCUUGGAGGGAAAUAAUCUGUUGUGCUUUGUCUUUGAAGUUCUCAGGUUUGCCAGUCCCAAUGCUUUGGCUGGACUUUACAAGACCCUGGCAGCCCCGUUGGACUUGAUCAACAAGAUCAUCGCCGUGCCACUUCUGGACAUGUCGUGUCCGGCGUUCAAAGACCUGCAGAUGGGCGGUAGGCCACUCUGGGAUGCCAUCAAGGACGAUUUCCCGGGUGCCAUGAAGAGCGGCGGUGCCCUGUGA